AUGGCCGGCUUUGAUGUGGCCACUGGUGCCUUGGGCCUGGUAUCGGUGGGUAUUCAGGCCUUCAGUGGUAUAUUGGAUUAUUAUCAAGCAUACAAAGACUUCGACGACGAUAUCGCCCAAAUACUUCUUCAAGCAGGCAUUUUGAGAGCGACAUUAUGUCAAUUAGACGAGAAGUUGAGGGUGUUGCAAAGUCCCAAAUCUCCCCUUACUCCCCAGGCGGAAUGUGCCGUCGUAUCAAUUCAACAUUGCGAGCACGGGAUCAACAGAGUGAACACUCAAUUAGAAAAAUGCAGAAGUAGUUUACGAAGUGAACCAGUUUCAAAAGCUCGACACCGCUUGGAUCGAAUGCUUUAUCCGUUCAGGAAGGAGAAGUUGAAGGAAUUGCUGAAGAUUUUGGACAGUUUGAGAGGAAACAUCAACAAUUCAGCGGGAAUGGUUCAUCUUGCCGUAUCAAUGGCAAAUAGCGAAAAGGCAGAUUUGAUGAUUUCGAAGUCAGAAUCUACAAUGGACGCAGUCCAUGUCUUAAGCCAACAACAGAAAAAUACGAAUCACAGACUGGACCAGGUGGAAUUUAUGAUGCGUGAAAUUGUAUCUUUGGUCCCGGUUUCCUGCCAUGUGGUUAAUGAGAUGCUGAUACUCUCGAAUACAGGCGUCGGUGUUAACUCAUCACAAAGCACAACCUAUUCUCGAUCCUACCAGCCUGCGAUCGAUCUUAGAAACCAAGAAGCAGCUUGA
Molecule: messenger RNA, 735 nt
Organism: Penicillium malachiteum
Lineage: Eukaryota; Fungi; Ascomycota; Eurotiomycetes; Eurotiales; Aspergillaceae
Exons: 2
Coding region: 1-735 (244 amino acids)
Source: RefSeq, a predicted model, not a curated record